Molecule: messenger RNA, 552 nt
Organism: Syzygium oleosum
Lineage: Eukaryota; Viridiplantae; Streptophyta; Magnoliopsida; Myrtales; Myrtaceae
Exons: 5
Coding region: 1-552 (183 amino acids)
Source: RefSeq, a predicted model, not a curated record
AUGAGAAUAGUGAGGAACAACAUGGAAAAAGCGAAGGUUGAAAUUUUAUCAUACAAAUCGAGUAUGGUUGUGACUAAUGACGCUAGUGAUGAUAAUGAUAAUGAGGUUUCUUUGUGCGAUAUUUCGGUAUUGGACCCCCUUCAAAGGAAAGAAAAGGAAACAAAUUAUGGAAGGCUUAAAAGCUCAAGUGAGAAAAAGAAGAAAAACUCUAAGAAAGGAACACCCCAACGCGAACUUUGUAAUGUAGAGUUGAUUGUCCAAGCAACACAUAAUGAAACUCAUUUCCCAAAUUAUUCGAGUAAUUCAGAUCAGUUUCGAAAUGCCUUUUACACUAGCAACAUUGGUAAUCCUACAGUAAAUCUAAAUUUUCAUAAUCAGAUGCAACAGCCACCAUACAUCAUGCCGUCGGAAAUUAUGAAUGAAUUUUGCCUAUUCCCUAGUCAGAUUCAAUCACCAUACAUCAUGUCGCCAGGAAUUAUAAAUGGAUUUUCCUCAUUCACUAGUGAGAUGUUGGAGUACCAUAAUAGAUCUCACAGAACCAUUUCAAGUUAG